Messenger RNA from Oncorhynchus masou masou (cherry salmon), 825 nucleotides. Its product is annotated as amine sulfotransferase-like. The record is from RefSeq and is a predicted model, not a curated record. Lineage: Eukaryota; Metazoa; Chordata; Actinopteri; Salmoniformes; Salmonidae. Gene Ontology annotation, cellular component: cytoplasm. The transcript is spliced from 6 exons. Gene Ontology annotation, molecular function: sulfotransferase activity. Gene Ontology annotation, biological process: sulfation. Bases 1 to 825 code for a protein of 274 amino acids.
AUGAGAGAGGGGAUCAACCUGAUCAGAGGGGUGAUCAGAGGGGUGCAUCAAGUUGAACACCUUGAGUCUCUGGAGACAUUUACUUACCCACGGUCAGGAACUACAUGGAUACAUAAUAUUUUGUCCCUAUUGUAUCAUGGUGAUCAAAUGACAGAGGGAUGUAACAAACAAUCAAUCCAACAACUGGUGCCUUGGUUUGAGGAGAAUAUAAAACAAGUGGACUACAACAACAUGCCAUCACCAAGGACCUUUGUGUCUCACUUGCAUUUGUCUUCACUCCCUCAAGGACUGAGAGAGAAGGGAAAGGUGGUCUACAUAGCCAGGAACCCAAAAUAUGUUGCAGUGUCCUUAUUUCAUCUCCACAAUUUCAUGAAAGCCCUUGAGAGCGAACCUGACUUUGAUACAUUUGUUAUUCAAUUUCUUUUGGGGAAUGUUCUCGGGGGCUCUUGGUUUGACCAUGUUGCUGAUUGGUAUGCUCAGAAAGAUUCAUUUGAUACCCUUUCACUGACAUUUGAGGAUAUGAUCAAGGACACACGAGGUGCAGUUGUCAGGAUAUCAAACUUCUUGGUUAAAAACCUGGAUGACAAAACCAUUGACACAAUAGUGGACAAACCCUCCUUCAAGAACAUGAAAGAAAACCCACAGACUCAAAAUGAUAUACAGCAUCCUGCAAUUUUUGAACAAAGUGGAUCCUGGAAUCAAAAAGGUAUGGUGGGGGACUGGAAGACUAUGUUCACAGUGGCCCAGAGUGAGAUGUUUGACAAGAUCUAUAUGGAAAAGAUGAAAGACCUUCAUUUGACUGGGAGCUGUGAAAACGUGUCCUGA